UAGUCACAGGGUGGAACUGGCAACGUCGCAUCACAAAAAGUUAGCUACGAAGUUAACCACAUAAGGUCAGUUUGCCAAUUCUUAACUAGGGGACGGGUGUGUCGCUUUAAAAUGCAUUUUUAAAUGUUUUUCGAUUGUUUUAAGCUUUAGUUUAAUAUUAAAGUGGUAAAAAUGGCUGGGGGGAAUUAUAUGUUGCAGUUGUACAAUGUUUUUCACUCAGGACAAGUGGAGCCGGGCAGUUUAUUCCAACGCAUGACAGGCGGAGUGAAGACCGGCAUCAUUCUCAAGGAUGUCUCCUUCACCACCCACAGCGGAGAAGUUACUGCGAUACUUGGUUCAAAAGGCAGCGGCAAACGCGCCCUCCUCGAUGUGAUCGCGCGCCGAGUGGCCUCGAAAGGCCACAUCCUCCUAGAAGGAGUCCCUCUAGAAGAGGAACAGUUCAAGAGUUGCUGCGCUCUUGUCCGUCACUCUACGCGUCUGCUGCCAGGACUCAGCGUUCAGCAAACUCUCGCUUUGUCGUUGACUAAGGUUUCCGGCUACCUAAAGUCCUCUAAGGUGAAACAAGUCAUGGCUGACCUGGCGUUAUCUCAGGUGGCACACAAAUGCGUGACAACCCUGACGAAAAGCGAAUACAGGCGGCUGGUUAUCGGAGUGCAACUCAUUCGGGAUCCAUUGAUCCUACUGCUAGACGAACCGACAUGGGACCUGGAUCCCUUGAACACGUACCUGGUGAUCUCCAUACUGUCCAACGCGGCCAAGAAAUACUCCACAGCCAUCAUACUCACUAUGGAGAAGCCCAGAUCUGACGUAUUUCCCUUCUUGGAUCGCGUGGUAUACCUGUGUCUAGGCGACGUAGUGUACGCUGGACCCACAAGAAACCUGCUAGACUACUUCGGCAGCAUUGGAUUCCCUUGCCCGCAGCUCGAGAACCCACUGAUGUACUAUUUAUGCCUCUCAACCGUAGACAGACGAUCUCGCGAACGCUUCAUAGAGUCCAACCAUCAGAUCGCAGCUUUGGUCGAGAAGUUCAAACUGGAAGGGCAGGCCAUCAUGCAGGGCAACGUCAAUGAGCAUAGGAUCAACCCCAAUAAGAUGCAGCUGGGGUAUGGCAAACCUAGCGGUGCUAAGGUCAUAUGGAUGUUAUAUGUGAGGAUGCUAGCUUCGAUAUUUAACUUAAAGAAGAAUGGAAUGAAGCAAAUGUUCAUGCGAUUGUUCUCCCUGCCCUUAUAUUUCUUGGUAUUAUGGGCUUUCUACUUUGAAGCGAAGGAUUAUCAAAGAGCCUUCAUCACGAAAAGUGGGCUUAUAUUCAACGCGAUGGUUGGAACAUACUUUAUCAGCAUAAUGAACACAAUUUGUUUAUACGGUCCCUAUAGGACGCGGUACUACCAAGAAUCGCAGGAAGGGCUGUAUAGCGGGGCCAGCUUACUGCUGUCCUGCAAUUUGGUCUCCCUGCCUUUUUCUUUCAUCAGCACUUUUGCGUCUGCCGCCAUCAUUUAUCCUAUUCUAGCAGACCUAACAGAAGGCCUGGACUACCUGUACUUCUCCCUCGUACUUUGGUCAUGCUACAUCUACGCAGAACAACAAGCCAUGGCUGUCAUGAUGUUCGUUCGCAACGGACUAAUCGCCGGCAUCGUCAACGUUUACAUCACCUGCGUCUACGUUAUGCUGGCUAGCGGAGUGCUCAGAUCCUACAAAGGCUUCGAAGACUGGCUCUUCUAUCUAACCUACAUCACCCACACUCGCUACGCGUCAAUCUUCUUGCACCGAAACGUGUUCAAACAGCCGCACUUCAACAUCCUCCCCUACAGCGACACGGAAAACUGCACGGCCAUCACCAACCUCAUCCAGACCUCUUCCAGUUUGAACACGAAUUCGAAUGCGAACUGUAGAUACGCGAGCGGCAAAGCGUUCCUCGCAGAAAGGUUCACAUCGAGGAGUUUUACUGGCGACAUCUAUCAGACGGGAGACAUGAACAUGGAAUUCAAUUUGGGAAUCAGUUUUGCGUUCAGUGUUGGCAUUAUGCUGAUGAAUAAGUUUCUUAAAUAUGUA
Messenger RNA from Leguminivora glycinivorella, 2049 nucleotides. RefSeq names its product ATP-binding cassette sub-family G member 5. The transcript is spliced from 12 exons. Gene Ontology annotation, molecular function: ATP binding; ABC-type transporter activity; ATP hydrolysis activity. NCBI's taxonomy places the organism in Eukaryota, Metazoa, Arthropoda, Insecta, Lepidoptera, Tortricidae. The record is from RefSeq and is a predicted model, not a curated record. Gene Ontology annotation, cellular component: plasma membrane. The annotation marks the transcript as partial.